GGAAACAAAAGAAAGAAAGGAAGCACUUUCUCUCUCUGGCUUUGGCUUUGGUUUCCUUUCUUUUGUUUAUGCUGUGUUUCUCAAACCGUUUGGGUUUUAUUUUUUGUUUUUAUUUUAAUUUGGUUUUCGUUGACAACUUCACCAACCAUCUCUUUCUUUUCUCUCUUUCCUCUGCGCGCGACGCAGACCCAACUCUCUCUCUCUCUCUCUCUCUUGGACCCAGACCCAGACCCAGAGGGAAAAGAAUAUUUCUCAUUUUUCUAUUUAUUUUCUUCAGAAAUCCUAAGCCUAACCUCCUUAUCUUCAAUCUCACCCAGAGGGUCUUUGGAUAAUGCCGCUUUCUAGGGUUUUCUUUCCGGGCAAUGGUUUGCACGUGAAGUUAAUCAGGGAGUGACGGGUUUAGUGGUGGUGUGCUACCAUCGAUGAUUUUUGAAUGAUUGUUAUGGGGUCGUGUGGGAGAUCUGCUGUCAUCGAUGGUCCCUCUGGGGGGUCUGUUACUGAGCACCAUUUGUGUUCUGGGAUUCCGGCGCAGGUGGUUUCUGUGGAGGAGUCUUGUUUGGGAGAGGCUUGCGAUGUGAUUGACUCUAAUGUUGACCUCGCCACUGUGACCGAUGGUGGUGCGGGUUCUGCAAGCUGUGUUCGUGUUUCUGAGGGGUCUGGUGAUGCUUUGGGUUCCGCGAGUGGAUGUGAAAAUACUGGUUUGUUGCCGCUGGAGAAGACUGCUGAAGAUGAUUGUCUCAAUUGCUUGGGGGUUUCUUGCGGGAGCAUUGAAGUUCCCUGUCUUAAAAGUGUCUCAGAGGGGAAUUUUCUGGAUGAGGGCAACUUUGACCCACUGUCGGGGUCGAUAACGACUAGUGAUUUGCAGGGGCAUUGUGCACAGCAGGAUGAGCAGAUGGAUGAUAAGAGCAGCGAAUUACCUGCAGCAGAUGAUUCGGCUGUCGUGGAAGGCAAAAAUGACUACGCCGGUGUUUCUGCUGAUGCUUUCAACUGUGUACUUGAUUUCAGGGAUCCUGAAAUGUCUUUGGAAUCGGACUCCGUGGCUGACUUGCUAGUUGAUUGCAACCAGCACAGCGAGCAGGAGGAAAUUAUGAGAAGAGCAGAUCCCUUGUUGAAUGUUGUGGAAAAAUGUGAUGCUCUAAUUGGGACAGAAGCUGAUGGUUGCGGGCAGGUAUCUCCUUCUCCCGCUAUGGAAGGGCCAUCAGGUGCUUUAUAUACAGAUAAAGAAAUAGACAGCACAAGUGAUCAGCCAUGUGAUUGGAAAGAAGGUGAGGAUAAGAAUAGUACUUGUGAAGAAAAGGUUAAAGCUUUUGUUGAUGAAGAAACCAACAUUAGUUCAUGUGCAAAAAUUUUGUCCUCUCCUGGUUGCUGUAGGACCGUUGGGAGAUCACCUGUAGUUGAUUCUCCUUCUCCUGCUAUGGAAGCUGAUGCUUGCAGGCUAAUAACUCCUUCUCCAGUUAUGGAAGUUCCAUCAGGUGCGAUAUGUACAGUUACAGAAGUAGAGAGCAGAAGUGAUCAGCCAUGUGAGGCUUUAGUUACCAACUACUCUUCAAAGGAUGUUCCUGAUCUCCAUUGUGAUGAUGUCUCCAUUAAUAAUAAUAAUAAUGUUGUGGACAAUCCAGGGAAGAUGAAUAAUGAUGGAAAAGAAGAUGUUGAAGUUAAUUGUAUCAAUGAAAGCAUACCAUUACCUUCUCAGAGGAAUCGUCGAAGAACUCAAUUUGGCCGUAAGACACAAACCAAAAAGGCUUCAAAAAAAUGUAAGAACAAAGCCAAGGAGACACAUUCAAGUGAAGGUAUGGAGCUAAAGGCUGCCAGAAAGAAAAGAAGUCAUUUCCCCAACACAGCUCGUAAUUCUAUGUGGGGAUCUGGGAAUAUUGAACAGUUUUUUGAGCAAGAUAAUGAGCUUGGAGUUGGUGAAGCUGCACGCCAAGAAUUGGGGAAGGCUAAAAGCAAGCGUCAAAGUGGGAAAACAGUCAAGAAUGGGGCAAGUUCUAGCUCUAUAAGUCCAGUACAGAAGUGUCCUGUUUUAACUACACGUGUUCGUCUGAAGAUCAAAUUCGGGAAAGAAGUUGAUUUAAAUUGCUCAAAUGUCUUGAUUCCAGAGUCUGUUGAUGGCUUGGCAUCUGCUUUCCACUUGGGGUCUGAUUCAAGUUCUCAGAAAGUAGCCAGGAAUGCUGAAGAUAAAAUUUCUGAAGCAGUGGCUUUGGGCAAUUCAGAAUCUUUUAACAAUGAGUUGGACAAGGAUGGUCUUGUUCUAAAUGGACAAGUUGCAAAUAACCCCCCCUUAGAAGAUACUGAAAUAACAAAGAAGUCAGGUGAGUAUACAGAGGAACCUUGUAUUGCAGUUCCUCCAGGGAAGGUGGUUGAAGCAUUGAUUGAACCUAUCAAUAACAAGGGUAUGGAUCCUGGAACUUCCCCUGAUUCAGAAGUUAUCAAUUCAAUUCCCGAAGUCCAGGUUGGAGAAAGACAGCAAGAAGAUGUACAUCAUGCUGUUUUAGGUUCUUCUAAAAAGUUGAACCCUGAAGUGGAUGUUAUCCUCAACAAGAGAGGGAGGAAGAAAGACAAACUUAUUUCUUCAAGUAAUUGUAUCACUGAAGAUGGAUCACAAGGUCCACCUGGGAAUAGUAGGGCUAAGCAUUCAAAGAAUCGCAAACGUAAGAAAAAUAGCAGGGAUGCAGCUAGCUCUUUGGAAUUGCCUACUUUCACUGAGAUAAGCAAAUCAGUGAGCACUAAAGAUUCGUCCUCAGAAUCAUUGCUCCCUUCUGGAGAGACUGAACUUGGAGGUUCCACUGAGGCUUUGAAAGUUAAAAAUCACAUGGAAGUUAAGACAGGUGGCAAACCAACCUUUGACCAUGGAUUUUCAGAAUUCCCGGCUUCUGAGAAUUUGCUGUGUUCUGCAAGACCUUUGGGGCGUAAACUACCUAAAAGGCUUAGACCUAGUAAAGUUAGCAAGACCAAAUCUAAAGCUUCUGACUCAACUGGCAGGAAAAAGAGUACUUGUACACACAAGGAGAAACAGAAAAAGCCAAUUAAUAAGAAUGAAGUCAAAGGAAAAGGUGUCUCUCUUAAUGUCACAUGUGAAGCAGAAGAUCGCCCACAUCCAGAAGUAAAUGUUGGAAAUCAUAAGUUGGAUGCUGUUGGAAAAAUUAAUGCUGAUAACAACAGAGUAUCAGUCAAUUUACCUAAUCUGGACAUGCCGUCCGGUGUUGGAUUGGGGGAGCAACUUCUAUCUCCCCGUAAUGCAUGGGUGCGUUGUGAUGAUUGUCUCAAGUGGCGGCGAAUUCCAGCUGGGCUUGCAGACCUAAUUGAUGAAACUAACUGCACCUGGACAUGUGCGGACAGCAGUGAUAAAGCCUUUGCUGACUGUGCUAUCCCUCAAGAAAAGUCAAAUGCAGAGAUUAAUGCAGAGUUGGGAUUAUCUGACGCGUCAGGUGAAGAAGAUGCAUAUGAAGGCUGCAGAAAUUUUAAGGAAUUAGAAUAUCGGCCUCCAUUUGUUUCCCAGGAGUCUUCUUUUACCCAUAUUUUCACCAAUGAAUUUCUUCAUCGUAGCCACAAAAGUCAGACCAUUGACGAGAUAAUGGUCUGUCAUUGCAAGCCGCCUCAAGAAGGAAAAUUUGGCUGUGGGGAUGAAUGUCUAAAUCGGAUUCUUAACAUCGAAUGUGUACAAGGAACUUGCCCAUGUGGGGAUCGUUGUUCCAACCAGCAGUUCCAAAAACGCAAGUAUGCUUGCUUGAAGUGGUUUAAAUGUGGGAAAAAGGGUUAUGGACUGAAGGCGAUAGAGAAUGUAGCUCAAGGCCAGUUUCUUAUUGAAUAUGUUGGAGAGGUGCUUGAUAUGCAAACCUACGAGGCACGGCAACGAGAGUAUGCUUUGAAGGGUCAUCGGCAUUUCUAUUUUAUGACCUUGAAUGGCAGUGAGGUGAUAGAUGCAAGUGCAAAAGGAAACUUGGGGCGUUUCAUUAAUCAUAGUUGUGAUCCUAAUUGUCGGACAGAAAAGUGGAUGGUGAACGGGGAAAUCUGUAUUGGACUGUUUGCAUUGAGGGAUAUUAAGCAGGAUGAAGAAUUGACAUUUGAUUACAACUAUGUAAGGGUUUUUGGUGCUGCUGCCAAAAAAUGUUAUUGUGGUUCACCUAAUUGUCGAGGUUAUAUAGGUGGUGGUGAUCCACUUGCUGAACUGGUAGUUCAAAGUGAUUCAGAAGAUGAAUUUCCCGAACCUGUUAUGCUUACUGAAGAUGGUGAAAUUGAAGAUGCUCUACCGACACCCAAAUAUUUUAAUAAUGUUGAUAAACAAUCUGCUAAACAUAUGUUAAAUAACAAGGACAUAUUGGACAAGUCUACAACUGCUGUAGAUUCAGAUUGUUCUCCAGAGAAAGAGAGUUCUACAAACCUUGCCCCUGCUGUUUCUCUGUCGCACAGCUCAGUAGAAAUGGAGGACAAGGCCAAGUUACCAUCUUCUGUUCAAGAUGAGGAAAGUAAUCAACAAAUGGAGGAUGAAACAAGCAAACCCAUGCCUGCUGUACAAGGAAAUGAAAAGGAAUCAGAUUUUGCAGACAAAACUUCUUCACUUCAAAGAUUUGAGACUACUUCUCCCCUUGCAACUGUCAGCAAAAUGUUACCAAAUUCUACUGGUAGUAUUAGGGAGUCAAAGUCUGAAAUAAUUGAAGGCAGGAAGACAUCCAAGUUAAAUGGUUCUGUUAAAAAGGGAAAGCUUCAUGCCAAUCCACCGAAUGGCCUUAAAUCUGAGGUAAUAGCCAAUCGAUUGCAGGUGUCAUCUAUCAAACACAAAAAAGUAGAAGGUUCUUCCAAUGGACGGUUUGAAGCAGUUCAGGAGAAACUUAAUGAGUUGCUGGAUGGAGAUGGCGGAAUAAGCAAAAGAAAAGAUGCCACCAAAGGGUACUUGAAGCUUUUGUUUCUCACUGUGGCAUCAGGUGAUAGAAGCAAUGGUGAAGCAAUUCAAAGCAAUCGAGAUCUUUCCAUGAUCCUUGACGCACUUCUGAAAACAAAAUCUCGAGCAGUGCUGAAUGAUAUAAUUAACAAAAAUGGUUUACAGAUGUUACAUAACAUUAUGAAGCAGUACAGGCAGGACUUCAAAAAAAUUCCAAUACUACGGAAGCUUCUUAAGGUCUUGGAGUACCUAGCAGCAAAUAAGAUAUUGACAUCUGAACAUAUUAAUGGUGGUCCCCCUUGUCAUGGAAUGGAGAGCUUUAGAGAGUCUAUGCUUUCUCUGACAGAGCAUGAUGACAAACAGGUCCAUCAAAUUGCUCGAAGCUUUCGAGACAGAUGGUUUCCGAGGCCCAUAAGAAAACACGGUUAUAUGGACAGGGAUGAUAAUAGAGUGGAAUCUCACAGAAGUUUCAACGGUAACAGAUUUUCAGCAUCACACAGUCAUAGGCAUGAGCAGGAUUUAAGGACUACAGAAGCAAUUGAUGGCAGUCAGCAGUCAAUGCUUGUGACAGCUCCAGUAGAUGCUGAUGCCCAGGAAGGCUGUCCUGCACAGUCUCGAGAUGGGGUUGAAACCAAAGGAGCUAGAAAACGUAAGCGCAAAAGCCGAUGGGAUCAACCAGCAGAGACAAACUCACAUUCUGAUGCAGUUAUGAGCUCUAUUGGUGAAAGCCAGAACAUUUAUGAGGAUGUUCCACCAGGGUUUUCGUGUCCAAUAGGUUCAUUAAAUACUUCCCUAAACUCUGGUAAUGUUGUCUUGCAAAAUGCAAGCCGUUCUGGAUGUCCCCCUGAUUUAGUUAUCGGUCAUCCUAAAGAGAAAUUUAACUCUCGCUUGCCUAUCUCAUAUGGAAUGCCAUGGUCUGUUGCCCAGCAAUAUGGAACACCUCAUGCUGAAUUUUCUGAGUGUUGGGUGACUGCACCUGGCAUGCCUUUCAACCCAUUCCCUCCACUACCCCCAUAUCCGCGGGACAAAGACUGUCAACCUUCUAAUACUACUAAUGCUAUGAUAAUUGAUCAACCUGCUGAAGUUAAGCGUUGGGAUACCAGUGGUGUGGUUAAUUGUUGCUCAGAUGAAAUGAUUCCCAGCACAACCGGUGCUAACCCUGAAGACUCGAACCUUCUGUUCGAGGACAAUAAACACAUAACUAAACGAUUGAAGGGUGACUCUAAUGAUUUGGGAACGAGGUAUUUUAGACAGCAGAAAUGGAAUAACUCAAAAAUACAUCGACCAUGGUUCAGGAAGAAUGCAUGGGAAUGUAAUGAGAACAACUCUAGUGGUGAUAUGUGCAGUAUAGAUGUAGAUGUACCAAAAGAGUCAAAAGUUACUUGUGAUGCGGAGGAUGCAAUCUGUAGAGAGGAGAAAGGUGGCAAUAAUAUUUAUUAGCAUGCACAGCAGCAAUAUCAAUAUUGUUCACAGGAAAAAGAUUUUUUUUUUCUUUUUUCUUCCAUAUACAUUAAUGUACUGUCAAUUCAUUUGUUCCUGAAUCUAUUAUUCAAUGAAAAUAUCAUUCAAUUUCAGCAUUCCUCUUCUUCAGUUACUACACUACUUGGGGGGAUCCUGCUGUUCUUAAUACGAUCUGCCCAAGCCUUCAAGAGGUAGGUGUUUCUCUAGACUUGUAACCCUCCGAAAUGGAAAACCUCUUAUGGAAAUGCACAGCAUUGAUGAGACAAGAAUUGUUUGUUUUAACGUUUUCUUGACAUUUAAUAAGUGAGUGGACUGAAGCUGA
This is a messenger RNA of Cajanus cajan (pigeon pea), 6662 nucleotides long. It is a transcript of the gene EFS, whose product is annotated as histone-lysine N-methyltransferase. Lineage: Eukaryota; Viridiplantae; Streptophyta; Magnoliopsida; Fabales; Fabaceae. The record is from RefSeq and is a predicted model, not a curated record. Gene Ontology annotation, molecular function: protein binding; histone H3K36 methyltransferase activity; zinc ion binding. Gene Ontology annotation, cellular component: nucleus.